Molecule: messenger RNA, 1625 nt
Organism: Nylanderia fulva
Lineage: Eukaryota; Metazoa; Arthropoda; Insecta; Hymenoptera; Formicidae
Product: lysosomal aspartic protease-like
Biological process (GO): proteolysis
Molecular function (GO): aspartic-type endopeptidase activity
Source: RefSeq, a predicted model, not a curated record
UAUUUAUAAGUCUCCAAAUAUCGAUACAAAGUUAGUAUAAGAGUGCUAGUGAUCGACAACGCUUUAUUUAUUUGUGUCCGGUCAUAAGGAAGAAAUUUAGUUUUCGAUGAAAAUUUCGUGAUUCGAAGUUUUAAUCGCAAAUAAAUUCGCAAACAUGUUUCUCAUCACCUUUAUGCUCAUCGUCGCGAUCUCUUUGAUGAUCGACGCGAAAUUGCACAGGAUAUCAUUACACAAGGUGAAUUCUAUUCGACACACUUCGAAGAAUGUUGCCAAUGACUAUUUCAAAUAUUCUACAGACGAAGAUGACCUUUAUCCUUCGGUGCCUUUAUGGCAUAAAUAUGAAGAUAUUCAGUUUUAUGGUAAUAUUACUAUCGGAACUCCGCCGCAGGAAUUUAAAGUAGUGUUUGAUACUGGUUCCGCAAAUCUUUGGGUACCAUCCAAAAAAUGCGACAUUUUUUAUAGCGUGACUUGCGUAAAGAAUGACAAAUAUGAUAGUACAAAAUCCAGUACGUAUAUACAAAAUGGUACUGAGAUUAAGAUUCCAUAUGGCAGUGACUUUAUUAGGGGAAAUAUAUCUACUGAUGUAGUGAGUAUUGCCGGUCUCAAUGUUCAAAAUCAAACAUUUAUUGAAGCAACAUACGUACCAGGCUAUGAAUUUCUUACUGCACGUUUUGAUGGUAUUUUGGGCAUGAGUUAUUACAAUAUAUCUGUCAGCGGAAUAACGCCUGUGUUCGACAAUCUAGUGAAACAACACCACGAGUUAUCACCUAUUUUCAGCUUUUAUUUGAAUACAGAGGUUUGGGACAAUGCCGGUGCUUUAAUAUUGGGUGGUGCCGAUCCCGAUCUUUACGAAGGCAAUUUGACGUAUGUUUCUGUUACUAAAAAAGGAUACUGGCAAUUUACUAUGGAGGAGAUCACAAUAUAUGAUAAUUAUAAUAAUAAUAAUUAUAAUUAUAUCUUGUGCGCGCGUGGCUGUCAAGCUAUCGCUGAUACAGGCAUCUCAUCAAUAUUAGGACCACGUUCGAACAUCUCUAUUAUUAAUGACCUUAUUGGAACUUAUUACGUUAAUGGAGAGUAUUUACUAAACUGCAACAAGAAACACAGUCGUGAAAUGCCAGUAAUCAGUUUUUCUAUAGGUAAUCAAACGUUCGAUCUUACCAGUAAGGAUUACAUCCAACCGAUACCAGCACUAGGUCACACGUUGUGUAAAACUAGUUUUGUAGAGAAAGACACUGUUGAUAAUUUGUGGAUUCUAGGAAAUGCAUUUUUUAGCCGUUAUUAUAGCGUGUAUGAUUUUGAGAAAAACCGAGUGGGAUUUGCCCCAGCGAAACAAAUGUCGAUUGCUAGUUCUUAAAAUUAUAUAACAAGACAUCGCAUUAAAUGAUAACUUCGCGAAUAAUUUAGUAACCUUUUAUGGUUUUUUAAUGUUUAUUGACUUGUAAUUUUUAUCUAUAAUAACUUGAUACAGUGUUAUAAACGGAUUUAUUCGUUUUGAAGAAUUAAAAUGAGCAUAUAUAUGAAAAAUAAUUUCCAUUCAUUUGAUAUAUUUUCUUUUUAGAUACGCAUUGUAUUCUAUUUCUGAACACAAAUGAAUUAAAAUAAAUUUUUUUUCCAUAUACUUUAUA